This is a messenger RNA of Pelobates fuscus (common spadefoot toad), 810 nucleotides long. Its product is annotated as guanylyl cyclase-activating protein 2-like. Gene Ontology annotation, molecular function: calcium sensitive guanylate cyclase activator activity; calcium ion binding. The transcript is spliced from 4 exons. Lineage: Eukaryota; Metazoa; Chordata; Amphibia; Anura; Pelobatidae. Gene Ontology annotation, cellular component: photoreceptor inner segment; cone photoreceptor outer segment. Gene Ontology annotation, biological process: visual perception. The record is from RefSeq and is a predicted model, not a curated record. Bases 32 to 691 code for a protein of 219 amino acids.
CUGACAUAUACACCUGGCAUUCAGUUUCGAGAUGCGUAAUGGGAACAUAAUUCUGUAUUUUUUUGUGAAUCUAAGCCAAAGAACUAAGAAAAACCAGGGACGUUUAAAUAUGGGGCAAAAUCAGACCUCUAGUAAUGACGAAAUUGACGUUGCAGACUUGCAGGAAAUGUAUAAGAAGUUUGUGUUAGAAUGUCCAAGCGGUGCCUUGCAUCUCCAUGAAUUUAAACGUUUUUUUGGAAUUUCAGCUAACAAGGAAGAAUCACAAUUUAUAGAACGAAUGUUCAGCUCGUUUGAUAGGAAUGGGGACAACGCCAUUGAUUUUCUGGAAUAUGUGGCUGCCCUAAAUCUGGUUCUCCGUGGGAAACUAGAACAUAAGUUACGAUGGACUUUUAAAAUCUACGACAAAGAUGGCAAUGGCUGUGUGGAUAAGAAGGAGUUGAAAGAAAUCAUAGAGUCCUUUUAUAGUGUAAAGAAAGACUGGAAGAGGGAUUCAGAGGCCCAGUUCCUGAGUCCAGAUGACGUAUGUGAAAGGAUUUUUCAAAGUGUUGAUGAAAACGGAGAUGGACUGCUCUCAUUGCAGGAGUUUGUAGAGGGCGCAAAGAACGACCGAUGGGUUUUAGAAAUGCUGCAACUUAACACGAGUCCUUGCAACUGGGUUAUGGAGCAAAGAAGAAAGAGUGCAUUAUUUUAACAUGGAGACGCUCACUUUGGGCUGCCCAGAACAAUAGAACUCACUUUUAAUGACAAGUCCAGUAAUCAUUGGAAGAAAAGUAUAUUAAUAUACUGUAUUCCUUCCUUAUGUCAAAUAGA